AUGAAGAUACUAUCGAUUUUUGUUUUGUUCGGAUUGCUGGGGUUGAAAGUGCCGGAGUGCCGUUCAUUGAAAACUUUGGGAUCACAGCUGGAGUACCAGGCAAUAAAUUGUCGAAAGCAUAGCGCAUCACUGACGGACUUCGGAGCCGUGGGCGAUGGAACAACGGUGAACACCAAGGCCUUUCAGGCGGCAAUUAAUCAUCUCAGUCAGUUUUCCUCUGACGGUGGUGCCCAGCUCAUUGUUCCGCCAGGAAAAUGGCUGACGGGGAGCUUCAAUCUCACCAGCCAUUUCACCCUUUAUCUUCAGAAGGACGCUACUAUCCUUGGUUCUGUGGAUGAGAGUGAGUAUCCAAUUAUUGAUCCUUUGCCUUCUUACGGAAGGGGAAGAGACGCCCCCGGUGGAAGAUAUAUCAGCCUCAUUUUUGGAACCAAUCUCACCGACGUUGUAAUCACAGGUGACAAUGGCACGAUCGACGGCCAAGGUGAACAUUGGUGGGGCAAGUUCCACCAAAAGAAAAUCAAAAAUACCAGACCCUACCUGAUUGAAAUCUUGUACUCGGAUCAGGUCCAGAUAUCCAAUCUCACCUUGGUCAACUCUCCUUCAUGGAAUGUUCAUCCCACUUAUUGCAGUAAUGUUAUAAUCCAGGGGAUUACUAUCCUCGCUCCAGUCAAUUCUCCCAACACCGACGGGAUCGACCCAGAUUCCUGCAAUAACGUUAGAAUUGAGGACUGCUACAUAGUAUCUGGAGAUGACUGCAUUGCUGUAAAAAGUGGUUGGGAUGAAUAUGGAAUUGCUUUCGGGAUGCCGACACAGCACCUCAUCAUCAGAAGGUUGACAUGUAUUUCUCCGACCAGCGCUGUCAUCGCGCUGGGAAGCGAGAUGUCCGGCGGCAUCCAAGACGUCAGGGCUGAAGACAUCGUAGCCAUCAACUCAGAGUCAGGCGUGAGGAUUAAAACUGCUCCAGGAAGAGGAGCAUACGUCAAAGACAUAUAUGUGAGAAGGAUGAAUAUGAACACCAUGAAGUAUGUGUUCUGGAUGACUGGCUCUUAUGGGCAACACCCAGAUGAAAAAUAUGAUCCCAAAGCGCUCCCAGAUGUCCAUGGGAUCAAUUGGAUGGAUAUGACUGCUGAAAAUGUGACCAUUCCUGCAAAGUUGGAGGGAAUUAAUGGAGACCCAUUUACAGGUAUAUGCAUUUCGAAUGUGACGAUUGGGUUGUCUCCAAAACCAAAGAAAGUGCAAUGGAACUGCACCGAUAUUCAGGGAGUUGCCAGAGAUGUGACCCCUCCGCCGUGCGAUUUGUUGUCCGAUCAGGGGUCGACGGGGAGUAAGAGUUGCUCUUUCCCUACAGAUAGGCUACCCAUUGAUGAUGUUCAAUUGAAGAUAUGCUUUGUUAUUUCUUCCCUUGUUUUUGCUAAUCAACCGUCCACCAUUUGGACCUUUGAAGCUGAUGUUCUAAACUAUAGUAAAGGAAUCAAGAAGGAUGGAUUUGGAUUUACACUUGUCAAUUUUAUGCGGUUAUGUCAAACGGGAAAGAAUUUGCAUGAUGAACCAUUUGUUUUAACAUCUCAAGUAGAACAAGUAUUUUAUGUAAAAGAUCCAAUCGAUAUUGAUUGGAAUGCUGUUGUGAUAAAAACAAGAGAAUUAUAUGAUAUGCAUGAAAAUGGCUUAGAAGAUGAUAUUGAAGCAAAUUUACAAAGCAUAUCAUGUUAUGAUCAAAGCAUGGAUGAUGAUAUUAGUUGGGAUAGGCCAUGUGUAGAUAGUACAAUAGUUUUACUUGACAAUGAAGAGAACCAUCAAGUUGAUAUUGAACUUGAAGAGUGUUGA
Nelumbo nucifera (sacred lotus) is the source of this 1824-nucleotide messenger RNA. RefSeq names its product putative polygalacturonase. Gene Ontology annotation, molecular function: polygalacturonase activity. Gene Ontology annotation, biological process: carbohydrate metabolic process. Lineage: Eukaryota; Viridiplantae; Streptophyta; Magnoliopsida; Proteales; Nelumbonaceae. The record is from RefSeq and is a predicted model, not a curated record.